CAAAGAACGGUAACACUUAUUUCAAUUGCGCGACUUUUUGUUUGUGUUUUUACAAACAUAAUUUAGUUUUUUUUAAUAAUAUUGGCACAAUAUCUUAUCAUGGAUUUUGAUAGCAGUACUUACGAUCAGAAGUAUUUUAACUUCACAUCGACACAGCUUUCAGCGGAGCGAGAGCAUAUUGUGCAGGGCAUCAUUAAAAAAGGAAUUGGACAGAUCAUAGAUAAAAUAAAGACCCCAGCAACAUCGGAUUUAUUGGAGGCCCAGAAAGAAACCGUUGAAAAUCGUUUUAAUGCAUCCGCGUCCAAGGGUUUGAAAGCCCUGAGAGAACUGGACAGCAAGGUGUUCCACGUUCCAUCACAUGUACUGCAUCCGGAACACGUAUUCUUCGAAAAUCAAUUCACCAGCGAGGAGGAAGAGCAGAAGACAGCCAAACUAGAGGAGCUUAAGAGUAGAUAUCGAGAGAACAUGGCUAUGCUGGCCCAUCUAAAAAUUGAGGAGGAGAAAUACACUGCCAUGGAGGAUCUCAUCCAGAAAGAGGUUGAAAUGCACGCUCGUGUCCAAAGGAGUUGCGCCUCCCUCAAUGUGAGCAAGCUAAAACAGUAUUGCGCCAAAGUUCCCGGUCAUCUAAUAACGUCCGAAAAAGACACAAAUAAUACAAAAUAAGUUAUAAUUUUCUGCUCAUUUUAAAAUAGAUUUAAAUUGCAAAUUUAAAAUGUCUACACUUUUAAAACUUAUUGGCUUUUGCCACAUCUGUUGUUUAAUACAUUUUAAAUUAAAACUAUCAUGAAAUUAAAAUUAUUAUAUAUUAAAAAAAUAA
Molecule: messenger RNA, 817 nt
Organism: Drosophila eugracilis
Lineage: Eukaryota; Metazoa; Arthropoda; Insecta; Diptera; Drosophilidae
Gene: Mis12
Exons: 3
Coding region: 100-663 (187 amino acids)
Source: RefSeq, a predicted model, not a curated record